Humulus lupulus (European hop) is the source of this 1344-nucleotide messenger RNA. RefSeq lists its product as uncharacterized. NCBI's taxonomy places the organism in Eukaryota, Viridiplantae, Streptophyta, Magnoliopsida, Rosales, Cannabaceae. The record is from RefSeq and is a predicted model, not a curated record. The coding region runs from base 1 to 1344 and encodes 447 amino acids. The transcript is spliced from 2 exons.
AUGGCUAGACUAAGAAAGUCACAUGCAUUUGUGGCUCUCUUCGCUGUGUUGAUCUCAAUGGAAAUGGCGAUCAAUGCUAGGGGCCAAGGUGGUAACAACGGAAACAACAUCGGCAACAACAACAGUGGAGACAACAACGGCAACGGCAACGGCAACAACAACAGUGGAGACAACAACGGCAACAACAAUGGCAACAACAACAGUGGAAGCAACAACGGUAAUGGUAACGGAAACAACAACAAUGGAGGUAGCAACGGCAACGGAAACGGCAACAAUAACGGUGGAAGCAACAACGGCAAUGGUAACGGAAACAACAACAGUGGAAGCAAUAACGGAAACGGUAACGGAAAUGGAAAUGGGAACAGCAAUGAUAAGCCAACGAAGCCGACGAAGCCAGCAGGCGACGCUGCCUCAACACACUACGACGUUUUGACGCCGUUAGCUUCAGGGAGGGAACGAGCUUUCUGCAAAGCCAGGGGGAAAUGUAAUUCCAAAACCCUUACAUGUCCCGCCGAAUGCCCUUCGAGAAAGCCUAAGAACAACAAGAAGAAGAAAGGUUGCUACGUUGAUUGCAGCAGCAAGUGUGAAGUCACUUGCAAGUUUAGAAGACCCAACUGUAAUGGCUACGGUUCCCUCUGCUACGACCCACGUUUCGUCGGUGGUGACGGCAUAAUGUUUUACUUCCAUGGCGCAAAGGGUGGCAACUUCGCCAUCGUCUCCGACGAAAACCUCCAAAUAAACGCACACUCUAUCGGAACAAGGCCCCAAGGCAGGACCCGAGACUACACAUGGGUCCAGGCCCUGUCCGUCAUGUUCGACACUCACACCCUUGUCAUCGGAGCAAAGCGUGUCUCACAAUGGAACGACGCCAAUGAUGCUCUCAUUGCCAGCUGGGACGGCGAGUCCAUCCAAAUCCCAACUGACGGCGAGGCCGAAUGGAGGACCGACAGCACUCUCAACAGACGACAAGUCGUUUUAGAGAGAACCGACGAUUAUAACAGCAUCAGAGUAACGGUGGCAGGUCUCGUGCAAAUGGACAUUAAAGUGAAACCCAUUGGAAAAGAAGAGAACAGAGUCCACAACUAUCAAAUCCCAGAAGGGGAUUCGUUCACUCACUUGGAAACUCAGUUCAGAUUCUUCGACCUCUCAGAUUCUGUUGAGGGGGUUUUGGGUAAGACAUACCAACCAGGUUACGUGAGCCCGGUCAAAAUUGGAGUUCCGAUGCCGAUGAUGGGUGGGGAAGAUAAGUACCAAACGACUUCUUUGUAUUCUCCUCUAUGCAACCUUUGCAGGUUUCAGUGGCCAUCUAUGUCCGACAACAAUGGUGAAGUUGCUCAAUUCUGA